UUGAUUAAUAAAUUAGUGCACAGAUUGGUAAAGGCUACCGAUCGCAGUGUGAAUCAAGUUCUUCAUUCUUCUUUGAAAACAAAGUUGCUGUUUAUCAUGAUGAAGUUAUAUGCAGCACUUAUGUUACUUUUGGGUAUAGCGUAUUCACAAGAUUGUGGGCCUGGUUGGGUCAAGGGACCAAACACAAACUUCUGCUACUAUUUUGCCCAAACGGCUAAAAGCUACAACGAUGCAUUUGAAGCAUGUUACGACAUGUCGGGAAUAAUGACCCAUGUUUUGGAUCAGGAGGAGCAAGACUUUACAUAUGGACUGAUCAAGACACAAACAAAAGAUGUGUGGCUCGGUCUGACCGAUAUGGACGACGGUGAGGGUACCUGGAGAUGGAACGCCUUUAUUUGUAUAGAAGACACCUACUGGGAUGCAGGACAACCAAGUUAUGGAAACGGUGGUUCCGAAUGUGCAGUAAUGAAAGCUAACUCAGGCCUUUGGGACGAUAGGAAUUGUGAGGAAAUGUAUCCUUACAUUUGCAAGAAAAAAUUAGGUAAUUGA
Physella acuta is the source of this 549-nucleotide messenger RNA. RefSeq names its product low affinity immunoglobulin epsilon Fc receptor-like. The record is from RefSeq and is a predicted model, not a curated record. NCBI's taxonomy places the organism in Eukaryota, Metazoa, Mollusca, Gastropoda, Physidae.